UCUUUUGCCUAUUUAAUAAUUAACAGGACCCAUGUCCAUGAAGGAAGUGGACACACAAAUGCUCAACGUGCAGAGCAAGAACAGCAGCUACUUUGUCGAAUGGAUACCGAACAAUGUGAAGGUUGCCGUCUGUGACAUUCCGCCACGCGGCCUUAAGAUGUCCGCCACAUUCAUUGGCAACUCGACGGCCAUACAGGAGAUUUUCAAGCGCAUCUCCGAACAGUUUACGGCCU
Messenger RNA from Drosophila innubila, 233 nucleotides. RefSeq names its product tubulin beta chain. Lineage: Eukaryota; Metazoa; Arthropoda; Insecta; Diptera; Drosophilidae. The transcript has a single exon. The record is from RefSeq and is a predicted model, not a curated record. Gene Ontology annotation, molecular function: GTPase activity; structural constituent of cytoskeleton; GTP binding. Gene Ontology annotation, cellular component: microtubule. Gene Ontology annotation, biological process: microtubule-based process. The annotation marks the transcript as partial.